Linum trigynum is the source of this 2613-nucleotide messenger RNA. NCBI's taxonomy places the organism in Eukaryota, Viridiplantae, Streptophyta, Magnoliopsida, Malpighiales, Linaceae. The record is from the annotation of a GenBank genome assembly.
GUCGGCUAGGGCAGUCACGUCCCUUUACGAUUUAAAGAGGGAGACUGCGUGGAAACACAGUCCCGUGGCGUCAAUUCUCUUUCUCUUUCCCUAAUUGCGAUUUGCCAACACUCUAAGAAAUGGCAGCCGGCGGCGGCGUGUUCAUUUGCUGUUGCAGGGAGCUGAGGAGCGGGUUCCCGGAUCACCUGUGCGCGGGACUACGGGAAGCCGGACUGACGGCGGUGAUGGGAGGCGGAGAUCUGCCCAAAGGUGUGAACCUGAGGGACGCGAUCCGGUGCGCGAUCGAGGAUUCAACUUUCUCCGUCGUGAUUCUCAGCCCCGAAUUCGCUUCCUCGCAGUUCCGCCUCGACGAGCUCGUCCAGAUCAAGGAGCAGCACGCCGCCGGUACCCACGCCUGCUUGCCGGUCUUCUUCCAUAUCUCCCCCGACGACGACUGCGCCACUCUCGUCGUCGACUCCGGCUCCGGCGGCUGCUUCCACGACUGCUUUAACCGAUACAAAACCCAGUUCACUUACCGAAGGGUUCACGCCUGGAUCCAAGCAAUUGCUUGGCUUGCCGGCAUCUCCGGCUGGGUCCUCGCCGCCGGCCGGUCCGUAUCUAUCUAUCUAACUAUCCAUACUUGGCUUCGUUUUUAUUUGUUUCAAACAAUAUAAUCGGGUAUUAGUUUUGCCUAGGCAUCUAAUUUACUAGUAUGGGCACCAAAACCCGAGGGAGGCCCUAACUAAUAAUUGUUAGGAAUGAUGAAAAUUAGGGUUAUCGAUCUAGUCGCUCGCAAAUUCAGUCGCUUUCUUUUAAAACGUUCUCAACACUAUCUCGUAUUAUCCAUAAUAUGCUAUCAAUCGAUUUCUUAUAAGAUAUAACAACCACUUUCACAUUCUCUCGUAGUGCAAAAUCUCUAGAUUUAUUAGUACUCUCUUGCUAUUUGAGCUCACAAUUCGUGUGUCACAUUCUCUUGUAGUGCAAAAUCUCUAGAUUUAUUAGUACUCUCUUUCUAUUUGAGCUCACAAUUCGUGUGUUUAGAGGGUUUAGGAGGUCUAGUUUUUAUAGAAGGAAAAACCUCGUUAUUCUCUCUUUUGUGAGGGAGUAAGUCACACGUUUUAAGAGGAUAAUUGCUUCCCUUAAUUAAAAUGCACUCUCAUAAGAUAAUAAUUUUGAAUUAAAUAUUCUUCCUUAUUUUCGUUAUUGUUCAUUUAAUAUCUCCUAAAAGGAGUAUACUCAAGUCGAUUGAACCAACGCACUCAUUGUUCGCUCUCCCGUCCAGACAAACAUUAUGCGCACAUGUGUGGUUUGGAGCUCACUUAGGUCCUCCAUCUUACACAAAUGGGUAAGCAUUACAACUUUGGUGAAAGAAAUCUAUCUAUAUACACAUUUUACAAGGCUUCACUCACCAAUGUGGUAUUUCAAACUUCAUUAGCUUCCAAAUGCUAUUCAAUCCCAAUAAUCAAUCAUCCACUCUAAUACUUUUAAAACUUUUCAUUGAGAAUUAGCUGACAAUAUAAGAUCAAGUAUAAACUAAGCUAUCUUUUGAUUUGUACCUUACCGUAGUGGUAACAAUUCAGAUUCACUAAGAGUGGCUCGUAUACUUGAACUAUAUCUCUGAUAGUGUAGCACGUCUGAUCUAUUCAGUGUGUUAUUCUCUAAAAGCAUGUGUUAUGACUCUUCACAUCUACCCGGUUUAGUGAAUCUCUAGAAAAUUUUCCCAUUAAAAAAUUUCGUAGGAAGCGAGCCGAAUUCCACAUUCAACAUAGUUGAGUCUAUUAGAAGUACUCCCGAAGCUAUGCAAUUAACUUCACAUCGAGUAUAGAUAUCAUUAAGAGUUAUUAUUAUCUCAACCUCUUUUUGUUUCAAGAACCCAUGCUUUAAUAUGCAUGAUUUAUCUCAUAUUACAUACAACUUGUUAUUGAGCACUUCUACUAUACUAUAAAGCAUUGGUGCUUUAAUAUACAACUUAAAGUUGUACCAUAACGUUAAAUGUAUAAGUUCAGGUUGUACCAUAAAAGAAUUUGUACCCUUAUGUUAUAGUACAACUUUAAGUUGUACCAUCGCAUAAAUGUAUAAGUUCAAGUUGUACCAUAAAAGAAUUUUUAAAAAAAAGUUAGGUACAAUCUGAAGUUAUACCAUAACGUUAAAUGUACAACUUCAAAUUGUACCAUAAAGGGAAAAACCUAUAGCACCAAUACUCUAUAGCAUUGUAAUAUUCCUCCUUGUUAUUAUCCAUUGGACCCAUUUAUUGAGGUUUCCGGUCCAUGGGUAGGUUACCGUAGGUUACCAUCAUGUGUAAUUCAACGUUUUAUGACCAUAAGUCUCAUACUCUUAGCGGUAUUCUUGACUUUCUCUUUAGCUAAUCAUUUUCUUAAAGGAUCAGCAAGAUUCUAUUUAAAUCUUACAUGAUCCACCCUCAUUGCUCAUAUAUUUAGAGACUCUCUGACAUUACUCUACUUAUGACGAAUAUAUCACCAGAAUAAAAUAUGGUGACUAGGGGACCUUAGUUAUGUCACUAAGCCAAUCUCAGCUAUGUGAUAAUUUUAAUAUGAUGGUGGAAACCUAACGAUGUUCGUCCCGUUCAAUGAUUUUGUCAGGAGUUCCUAGGAUGAUUAAAGAAAUUAUAAACGA